AUGGAAUUUUGCCUUUCCGUCCCACACAUGCUGGAAACAUGGUUUGGAUAUAGAGGCAAUAACGAUAAGUUGGACGAGCCUCAUCCAAACCUUUGGAGUGCUUGGAAUUGGACCGAUGGGGCUACUGGGGAAUUAAGAGGCAUUGCCGCGAUAUACGCUUCCACAUGUCAUAUCAAAAGAAGAGCCCUUUGGGAUAACCUCUCUAGCAUUAAUUCUGUUAAUAUUCCUUGGAGUUUUGUCGGCGACUUCAAUGUUAUUCUUGGUGCUCACGAGCAUAGAGGUUCUUGCUUGCCGUAUAUGACCCCGAUUAAUGAAUUCAAAGAUUGGGUGGAUAACAAUAACCUUUUGGAGAUUCCUUCUAAAGGUAGUUUCUAUACUUGGUUUAAUGGUCGUGACGGUGGAGCUUCGGUUGAGAGAAAGCUUGACAGAGCAUUUGAUAACAAUAAUUGGUGCAAUGCUAGCGUAACCAUGGGUGUCGUGGUUCUCCCCAAGUAUCGGUCUGAUCACCACCCUCUCCUGGUGGAUUGUGAUUUCAACAGCAGCCAGCAUAAAGCUUCGUUUAGAUUCUUUGCUAUGUGGACCUUGAAUGAUUCUUGUAGUAAUUUGAUUUCGGACUAUUGGUCCAUUAAUCAUGUGGGCUACCCUAUGUGGAUUCUUGCCAAAAAACUACAGCAUCUCAAGAAGUCGCUCAAGCAUUGGAACUGGAAGGUCUUUGGUAAUGUGCAUAAAAAGUCUAGCUUCUUAAGAGUAAUUUGGACUCUAUCCAACAACAGAUUUGUCUUGGAGGGGGAUCAGCCCAUCACUGAUAAUAAUAGAAUGGCAGAUAUUGCUGUUAAUUUUUUCACUAAUCUUUUUGGCUCUGCAGGUUCCCUGCAUGAUCUCUCUUUGGUCGAGGAGGUUAUUCCCGCCCUGGUCACUCCUUCCAUGAACAGUAUUAUGACUAUUCUUCCUUCUCAUGAUGAGAUUCGUAAUGCGCACGGUUGGAUUAUUCCCAAUUAUAAUGUUAGCAAGAUUAUUCUCAUCCCGAAAUCGCCGGAGGCUCAUUCUAUGGAUAUAUACAGGCCGAUAGCGCUUUCUAAUUUCAAAUUCAAGAUCAUUACUAAGAUUAUUGCUGUCAGACUCUCUUCUAUUCUUCCCAUCCUCAUUUCUAAAGAGCAGCGUGGCUUCGUCCAUGGAAGGAACAUUCGUGAUUGCAUCUGUCUUGCCUCCGAAGCCGUUAAUGUGUUAGAUAACAAAAGUACUUUUGGUAAUAUUGCUCUGAAAGUGGACAUUUCGAAAGCUUUUGAUACCAUUAGUUGGGAGUUCAUUAUAAAGGUUCUUAAGUGUUUCAGUUUUUGUGAUACUUUUUGUUCUUGGAUUAAGACGCUUCUCUCGUUGGCUGCUGUUUCCAUCUGCUUCAAUGGUAAUCUUCAUUGUUUUUUCAACUGUGCAAGAGGUGUGCGCAGAGAUCCUCUUUCUCCGCUUCUCUUCUGCUUGGCGGAAGAGGUCCUGAGUAGAUGCAUUUAUAAAGCGGUGCGAAAUGGUGAUUUGGAGCUUAUAAAGGCUUCGAGGAAUAACUGGGUUCCCUCUCAUAUCACGUAUGCCGAUGAUAUUAUGUUGUUCUGUUCGGGAAGGUUUUCGAACGUCAAGACUUUAAAGGAUAUUUUCAGCUUCUAUGCUACAAUCUCUGGUCAAUGCAUAAACACUGCAAAAUCUUUUCUCUACUCUGGUGCUGUUUCUAACAGGAGAAUGGAUUGCAUUCUCGCGUCCACAGGUUUUCAGCUUGGUUCUGUCCCUUUCUCGUAUCUCGGAGUUCCACUAUUUAAAGGAAGGGUUAAGAAUUUUCACAUAGCUCCUAUUGUGGACCGUAUUCUGUCAAAGAUGGCAUCUUGGAAAUGA
Vicia villosa (hairy vetch) is the source of this 1878-nucleotide messenger RNA. RefSeq lists its product as uncharacterized. Lineage: Eukaryota; Viridiplantae; Streptophyta; Magnoliopsida; Fabales; Fabaceae. Bases 1 to 1878 code for a protein of 625 amino acids. The transcript has 4 exons. The record is from RefSeq and is a predicted model, not a curated record.